CACUACCUCAUAAUCUUCUCUCUCUCUCUCUAAAAUCAAUGGAUCUUAUCGUGGAAACUAAAAGGCACAACCAAACAAAGAAACCCUACAGAGGAAUAAGGAUGAGAAAGUGGGGUAAAUGGGUAGCCGAAGUUCGUGAACCAAAUAAACGUUCAAGAAUUUGGCUCGGUUCUUAUUCUUCACCUGUUGCGGCGGCGCGUGCAUACGACACCGCCAUGUUUUACCUACGAGGUCCAAACGCACCACUUAAUUUCCCUGAAUAUGUCAUCGGAGAACAAGAACAUCUCCGGGAAAUCUCGGCUGCUUCUAUAAGGAAAAGGGCGACGGAAGUCGGAGCUAGAGUUGAUGCUAUUGAGAGUUCUCGCCGGUCUGAUAGUAGCAGGGGUGUGUUUUCUUACAAACCUGAUUUGAAUGAGUUCCCUGAUCCUGAAGAAUCUGAUGAGGAGUAAUAAGAAUUGGGGAUUAGAUUCGAAAUUUAUUAACCCAUCUUUUAUUAUUGAUGUUAUUAUUAUUAUUAUUAUUAUUAUUAUUAAUCAGAUGAAGAUGAAGAAAAGAGGUUGUUUUUGUAUAUUAUAGUUUGGGUUGUCGGAAUCUUUAGUUAGAUGAGAUGUUUAUAUAUGAAUGAAUGGAUAAUCCGAAGGGAUUGUAGUACUGUUUGAUUGAUUGAAUAAUUGAUUAAGAUGAACCCUAGAAAUAAAAGCUUGAA
Molecule: messenger RNA, 706 nt
Organism: Impatiens glandulifera
Lineage: Eukaryota; Viridiplantae; Streptophyta; Magnoliopsida; Ericales; Balsaminaceae
Product: ethylene-responsive transcription factor ERF011-like
Exons: 1
Coding region: 39-449 (136 amino acids)
Biological process (GO): regulation of DNA-templated transcription
Molecular function (GO): DNA binding; DNA-binding transcription factor activity
Source: RefSeq, a predicted model, not a curated record